Molecule: messenger RNA, 1328 nt
Organism: Carica papaya (papaya)
Lineage: Eukaryota; Viridiplantae; Streptophyta; Magnoliopsida; Brassicales; Caricaceae
Product: P-loop containing nucleoside triphosphate hydrolases superfamily protein
Biological process (GO): nucleobase-containing compound metabolic process
Molecular function (GO): ATP binding; AMP kinase activity
Source: RefSeq, a predicted model, not a curated record
CCUCAAGGCGGCUUCUUUGUUGAUGACGAAGUCGCCGCUCCUGAAACGGGACCCGAGUACCAGAAACGUUCAGUGGGUUUUUCUCGGUUGCCCUGGUGUUGGUAAAGGAACUUAUGCCUCUCGGCUCUCUAAUUUUCUCGGCGUCCCUCACAUCGCCACCGGCGAUCUCGUCCGCGACGAGAUCUCCUCCUCCGGUCCCCUUGCCUCUAAGCUUAAGGAGAUUGUUAACCAUGGAAAAUUGGUAUCCGAUGAGAUUAUAAUAAGCUUGUUGUCUAAGCAUCUUGAAGCUGGAGCAGCUAAGGGGGAGUCUGGUUUUAUUCUUGAUGGUUUCCCUCGAACAAUAAGGCAGGCGGAAAUAUUGGAGGGUGUGACGGACAUUGACUUAGUGAUUAAUCUGAAGCUUAGGGAAGAUGCUUUGCUUGCAAAAUGUCUGGGAAGGAGGAUUUGUAGUGAAUGCGGAGGAAAUUACAACGUGGCCUGUAUUGACUUAAAGGAUGAACAUGGAAUGUCUGGAAUGUAUAUGCCUCCACUUCUUCCUCCUCCACAAUGUUCGUCAAAGCUUAUUACUCGGGCUGAUGAUACUGAAGAAGUUGUUAAGGGUCGACUCCGUAUUUACAAUGAGAUGACUCAACCUGUUGAAGAGUUCUAUCGGAGUCGUGGGAAGUUGUUAGAAUUUGAUCUUCCUGGAGGAAUACCAGAAUCCUGGCCGAAGCUGCUUCAAGCCCUAAAUCUAGAUGAUCAUGACGAUAAAAAGUCUGCAGCAGCCUAAGUUACAAGUUACUGUGACUUAUCGAUUAAUUAGGUCAUUCUUUGUGUGCGUGACUUGCACAUGCAUAUUUAUUUUAGAAUAAAAAGAGUAGAAAGACUUACUACAUGCAUUAAGGAGAAACAUACCCGUAUUUGGAUUCCGAAUAUGAGUUGAAAAUGAAAAAGGAUAGGACAAGGGCCGAGGAAACGUUUUGUUAUACAUAGUGAUGUUUGAUUGAUAAAUGGCUCAUGUCGAGAACAGAGACCAAGGGUCAUUCUAUAUGAUUUUAUUGUAUAAUUUGGUUAGAUUUUGAUGGGAACUGACCAAUGCUGAGAAAUCAGACUUGUUAAGAUCAAGCUUUUCCUGGUCAAUACACUAAAGGACCAGGAAAUAAUGAAGCUUUGUUUUCUGAUAGCAAGAAGAUGAGUUGGGAAUUGUGAUGAUUCAGAUUGAAUUGAUUAUUCCAGGAUUUGAAGAUGAAAUAUGUAUCAAAUACAUAUAUCACAAGUGAAUGUGUAUGUCUGUGCACUUAUUUAUGUAUAUAGAUGUGAAGAAAUAAGAUGGAUGAGUAUUGGUAACA